This is a messenger RNA of Dromiciops gliroides (monito del monte), 1954 nucleotides long. RefSeq names its product beta-1,3-glucuronyltransferase 3 (gene B3GAT3). The transcript is spliced from 5 exons. The record is from RefSeq and is a predicted model, not a curated record. Bases 522 to 1529 code for a protein of 335 amino acids. Gene Ontology annotation, biological process: carbohydrate metabolic process; chondroitin sulfate proteoglycan biosynthetic process. Lineage: Eukaryota; Metazoa; Chordata; Mammalia; Microbiotheria; Microbiotheriidae. Gene Ontology annotation, cellular component: Golgi membrane. Gene Ontology annotation, molecular function: galactosylgalactosylxylosylprotein 3-beta-glucuronosyltransferase activity.
GUGGGACCGACCGGAGAUUUACACCGGAAGUUAGGGGAUGGGCCUGGGAAAGUGACCGGAAGUGAACACCAGCCAACCGGGACAGAAGGAGAGAGGGAAAGGGGAGGAGGCGUGGGCUCCUCAUCCCGGACCCAGUUGAGGGGUGAGGCUGGGGUCGCGUCCAAAGACAGCGUCCACAUCCCUGGACCCUCCUGUCAUCAUCGUUCCAUACUCGUCUCUACCUCCUCCUCCUUUGCCGCUCUGCCUCCACAGCUCCUUUCCCCCCCCCUCCCCGGCCUUGUCAUCCCCCUCCCCUGGCUCUGAAGCCCCCCAGGCUCUCCUGCGGCCUGGUCACCCGCCCAAGCCCCCAUCCCCGGCCUGACCACCUCCCCCUACGCCCUCCCCAGGCCCCAUAGAUCCCCUUCCCUGCGCCCCCUCCCCCGCAGCCUCCCGCCUUGGUCAGUUCAGCCUUCACCCCAGGGCCCCGCCCCGUCCGGCCCUGGCCCCGUCCCCAUGUGCGCAGGGGCCUCCCGGGCCUGGCCAUGAAGCUGAAGCUGAAGAACGUGUUUCUCGUCUAUUUCCUGGUAUCCCUCACCGGCCUCCUCUACGCCCUCCUACAGCUCGGCCAGCCCUGUGACUGCUCCCCACACCUUCGGGCAGCUGCCGAACACCUCCGCAGGAAAGACCUGAAGAUCUCCCAGUUGCAGGCGGAGCUUGGCCGGCCUCCCCCGGCUCCCGCCCAGCCCCCCGAACCUGAGGCUCUGCCCACCAUCUACGUCGUGACCCCUACCUAUGCCAGGUUGGUACAGAAGGCUGAGCUGAUCCGCCUCUCACAGACCCUGUCCUUAGUGCCCAGACUACACUGGGUCCUGGUGGAGGAUGCCGAGGCCCCUACUCCAAUGGUCUCCACACUGCUGGCUGCCUCUGGCCUCCGAUUCACUCACCUAGUGGCCCUCACACCUAAGGGACAGCGGCUUCGAGAAGGGGAGCCAGGCUGGGUCCGGCCCCGGGGGGUGGAGCAGCGGAACCGAGCCCUGGAUUGGCUCCGAGGAAAAGAAGCUGCGGUUGGUGGGGAAAGGGCCCCACCCCCUGUGGGGUCUCGAGGGGUCGUGUACUUUGCUGAUGACGACAACACCUAUAGCCGGGAGCUCUUCGAGGAGAUGAGGGGAACCCGAGGUGUGUCUGUGUGGCCGGUGGGGCUGGUCGGCGGCCUGCGAUUUGAGGGGCCCCAGGUGCAGGGGGGCCAGGUGGUGGGCUUUCACACAGCCUGGGAGCCCAACCGGCCCUUCCCUCUGGACAUGGCGGGCUUCGCCAUAUCCCUCCCCCUUCUCCUGUCUCGGCCUGGAGCCCAGUUUGACCCCACGGCCCCCCGGGGCCACCUGGAGAGCAGUCUCCUCAGCCAUCUCAUCGACCCCAAGGAUCUGGAGCCCCGGGCUGCAAACUGCACACGGGUGCUGGUGUGGCACACGAGGACUGAGAAACCCAAGAUGAAACAGGAGGAGCAGCUGCAGAGGCAAGGACGGGGCUCAGACCCCGGCAUCGAGGUGUGACCGGUGAUGCUGAGAGACUCCUUGGGAUGUAGGUAUGCUAGAGGAGUUGUCCCCUUGCCUUCCAAGGACCAUGUAGGUUGCCAAGGUCAUGACCCUCCAGAUUCUGGGUCUGCCCCACGGGCCUGGUGGACACAGUGACCAUUUCCAGGGCUCCUCCCUCCCCCCAUCUUGCCACGUGGAGCUCUCCAGAGAGGACAAGUGGACGAUGGUGUUGAGCCAGGUCAGCGCUGGGGUGGGGAGAUGCCCCAGGACAGAUGGACUCUGCCAGAAGACCAGGGAUGACUGCCCGAUGAGGGCUGCUGUCCAGUUACUCAGUGGACAUGGGCAUGCAUUUGGGGAUCUGAUCAGGAAGGGGCUGCUGGGUCCCUCCCCACAGUGAGCAUGUUCCCCCAUUCCUACCUCCAGAAUAAAGUAUGUCAAUCCUC